This is a messenger RNA of Paramormyrops kingsleyae, 1890 nucleotides long. NCBI's taxonomy places the organism in Eukaryota, Metazoa, Chordata, Actinopteri, Osteoglossiformes, Mormyridae. The record is from RefSeq and is a predicted model, not a curated record.
GUGGUGGAUUGUGAUGAGAAGAGGGCUGGGCCACUGAACCAGGCUGUAGGAAGGGUUAGAAGCAGAGCAAGUGGGAGAACUAGGCUCUGACCAGUCAAACCAGUAAGGGAACCAACUGCAAGCAAGUUCACACAUAUGCAAAACCAGCUGCUGACGGCAGGGGACAAACACUACCACCCCAGCUGUGCACGAUGCAGCAGGUGCAACCAGAUGUUCACAGAAGGUGAAGAAAUGUACCUCCAAGGCUCUACAGUUUGGCACCCCAACUGUAAGAACAGUACCAAAGCUGAGGAAAAGCACAGGCCUACAAGGUCCUCGUCCGAAAGUAUUUGUUCCCGACCUGGUUCAAGCAUUCCUGGCUCACCGGGUCACACCAUCUAUGCGAAAGUAGACAAUGAGAUCCUGGAUUACAAAGACCUAGCCGCCAUUCCCAAGGUCAAAGCCAUCUAUGACAUCGAAAGACCAGACCUCAUUACAUAUGAGCCUUGUUACACCACCGCCCUGGAUGAGAGGCAGAGUCUGGGAGAGCCUCCGGCCCCCAGGAGAGAGCGGUCCUCCCUGCUGGAGCAGCGAUCUCCAAGGACCCUGUCCCCUACACCCUCUGCAGAGGGCUGCUUUGACAUGAGGGAGCGCAUCAUCCAGAGGUCCACCAGCCAGGGUUCCAUUGGCUCCCCUGUGUACAGUCGCCAUAGUUACACCCCCACGUUGUCACGGUCACCACAGCACUUCCACCGGCCGGAGUUGUUGACUGGAAUGCAGAAGCUCUGCUCGUCUUUGCGCAGUAGCUCCGUCCAUAAUGACUCCCGCCCCACCUCCCCAUUCCGCCACCACUUUAUACCCCAUACCAAAGGCACAGAGCCCAGCAGCGGCCGAAGUUCCCCUGCCCCCUCUCGGCCUGACAGCCGGCCGCUCACUCCGACCCUAUCCCUGAACCCUAAACAUUUCCAUCUUCCAGAUCAAGGCAUCAACAUGUACCGGAAACCUCCCAUCUACAAGCAACACGCUGCCCUGGCGACCCAGAGCAAGUCCGCCGAUGACAUCAUCAAAUCCGCCAAGUUCCCGGCGGCACACGCCCCUAACCCCGACGCGACGCCAAAGAUCGAGACAGACCACUGGCCCUGCCCACCCUCCCUCGCUGCCGUAGGGUCAGACGGGAGGCGGCGCUCACAGGAAGAGGAUGAGGAGGAGCUACAGAAACGCAGACACAUCCAGGAGGAACACCUCAGCAAGAUUCAGUCAGGUCUGGGGAAACUGAUUUUGAAGGAGGAAAUGGAGAGAGAGAUGAACAGAGAGAGAUAUACCCGCAGUCUCUCCUCGCAGCGCUACGAGAGCCCCUAUAUCAACUGCACUGCAGGCUGUAUCCGAUUUUCAGAUAAAACAUCCUCACUCCCCGGCUAUGGACGCAAUGGCCUCCAUCGGCCACAGUCCACAGAGUUCAGCCAGUACAACAGCUACAGCGACGUGAGCGGAGAAGGAAGGCGAGAGUUUAAGCCCGCUCUCGAUGACUCUGCGCCUGUAACAAGAAUGGACAGGGGAAACUCUAUGCCUAAUAUGUUGGAACCAAAAGUCUAUCCUUAUGAGAUGCUCACGGUCACCAGCAGAGGGCGAGCUAAGCUACCUAGGGAUGUGGAUAGGACAAGACUAGAGCGCCACCUGGCUCCAGAACUGUUUUUUGAGAUCUUUGGGAUGGAGAUUGAGGAGUUUGACAGACUGCCCCUCUGGAAACGUAAUGAGAUGAAGAAGAAGGCCAAUCUCUUCUGACCACGGGAGCGUGCAUGUUUUCACCCAUGAGCCCAUCCGUCACUCCCAUGUAAUAUACAUAUAGACAUCUGCUCUCUUAUUCUGACAUUAAUAUGCAAAAAGACACCGAAUAAACAUGUUCGCUUCAAA